AUGGCUACAUUGUUUUUGUGUUUCUUUUUGCUAUUAUUGACAAACAACAGGUUCACUGAAGUUUUUCUUUUUCUGUUUGCAGUUAAGCAGAAAGCCGCUGUAGAGAAAGAAGCUAAGGUCAGCAUCCUGGAGGCCGGGGUGGCAGACGGGAACCAGAUCAAGCAGAUCCCGACCAAAUACAGCCAGACAGAGUCCACCAAGUUCCUCAUCCUCACCGUGGUGUCCAUCCUGUGCAUCGUGGGCGUGCUGCUGGCCUCCACUGUGGUCUAUUGCCUCCGCCAUCGCUCCCAUCACAAGCUCAAGGAAAAGCUCACCAAUCUGGGCACAGAUGCUGGCAGUGAUGCUACCGCCACCUACCAGGAGCUGUGCCGUCAGCGGAUGGCAGCAAAGCCUCCUGCGGAGCGUCCUGAGCCCAUCUCCUCCAGGAUCAACAGCGUCUCGUCUCAGUUCAGCGACGGCGGCCCCGCCGUCAGCCCCUCUGCACGAGGCAGCAUCUCCUCCUGGAGCGAAGAGCCCGCCCACUCAAACAUGGACAUCUCUACCGGACACAUGAUACUGUCUUACAUGGAGGACCAUCUGAAAAACAAAGAUCGUCUGGAGAAGGAGUGGGAGGCGCUGUGUGCAUACCAAGCGGAGCCGAGUGCUCGCACCGUCGGCCUGAAGGAUGGCAACGCCAAGAAGAACCGCUCUGCUGCUGUUGUUGCAUAUGAUCACUCCAGAAUCACCUUGAGGGUGGAGAACAGCCAAGGCAACUCCGACUACAUCAAUGCCAGCCCCAUUAUGGAUCAUGAUCCCAGAAACCCCGCUUACAUCGCCACUCAAGGCCCUCUGCCCUCCACGGUGGCGGAUUUCUGGCAGAUGGUGUGGGAGAACGGCUGUGUGGUCAUUGUGAUGCUGACGCCGCUUGUGGAGAACGGGGUGAAGCAGUGCUACCAUUACUGGCCUGACGAAGGAUCCAACCUGUACCACAUCUACGAGGUAAACCUGGUGUCAGAACACAUUUGGUGCGAUGACUUCUUGGUUCGGAGCUUCUACCUGAAGAACAUGCAGACCAACGAGACCCGAACCGUCACUCAGUUCCACUUCCUGACCUGGCUCAAUCAGAAUGUUCCAGAGACCAGCCGGACGCUCCUCGACUUCCGCAGGAAGGUCAACAAGUGCUACAGAGGUCGCUCGUGCCCCAUCAUCGUCCACUGCAGUGACGGAGCGGGAAGGUCGGGGACGUACAUCCUGAUCGAUAUGGUCCUCAACAAGAUGGCUAAAGGUGCCAAAGAGAUUGAUAUCGCAGCCACUCUGGAGCACCUGCGGGACCAGAGGCCGGGAAUGGUCCAGACUAAG
Messenger RNA from Oryzias melastigma (Indian medaka), 1338 nucleotides. Its product is annotated as receptor-type tyrosine-protein phosphatase N2. The record is from RefSeq and is a predicted model, not a curated record. Gene Ontology annotation, molecular function: protein tyrosine phosphatase activity. Gene Ontology annotation, biological process: protein dephosphorylation. Lineage: Eukaryota; Metazoa; Chordata; Actinopteri; Beloniformes; Adrianichthyidae. Gene Ontology annotation, cellular component: secretory granule.